GGGGGGUGUCUCGUGGGGCCCCCACGGCCACCGCCUUUGCUGCUCUGUAGCGCACGGAGCAUGUGCAGACCCGCGGGCGCUAAGGUGCUAUCCGUCUGAGGGGCUUCUGGGCUGCGGUGACUGUCACGCCGAGAGAGACCUUUCGGGGCUCUUGCUGCGCCUCGACUGCGUCGCGGGUGACACUGCUGUGAUCGCGAGCUGGGGUGGCAGUCGCCCCUCGGUGGAGACGUCUUGGAGUUCCGUGCGUUCUCCUCUCCUGCCUCCCUCCGCGGCUCGUUCCUUCCCUCACCUGCUCACACCCACAGCCGCCAGAGCGGGACGCGUGCGUCCCCGUCCCCGGGGUGCCCGCCGCCGUCUUUCCACAGGGGCUUCCUCACUUCGGAUGCCAUGACAAGUUAAUAUGGGCGUCCACGCCUCGGUUUCUCUGGAGGAAGGUUACCACAGGCGGCAACCCCGGAGCGCCCAGAGCUCUUGAACCCCCGCCGCUCCGGAGGGGCGUCACAGCCCGCUGCAGCCGGCAGCAUCCGUCCAGGUGGGACCGGCAGGACGCCGUGACCCAUCUCCCUGCUCAUUCCGGACACUCCGAAGGCUCGCUUGUCCGAUUAUUGUCGGAGCUCCCCAAACCUGGGGGGUUCUUUUUUUAUUUUUAUUUUUUCUCUCCGCCAGUGGUGGGCGCCUCGCGGGCCGAGGCCCGGCGCCUGCUCUGCUGCCCGCGCUGCCUUUAGCGGUCGCCUCCGCCGCCGCUGCCAGGGACGUGCUGGGAAAACCGAAGCCCCGGGAGAAGAUGCCGGCCAUCCUGGUAGCCUCCAAAAUGAAGUCGGGACUGCCCAAACCCGUGCACAGUGCCGCGCCCAUCCUACACGUGCCCCCGGCUCGGACCGGCCCCCAGCCCUGCUACCUGAAGUUGGGAAGCAAGGUGGAGGUGAGCAAGACCGCCUACCCUAGCCAGAUCCCGCUGAAAUCGCAGGUGCUGCAGGAGCCGGCGGGGGAGGGGCUCCCGCUGCGGAAGAGCGGCUCCGUGGAAAAUGGGUUCGAUACCCAGAUCUACACGGACUGGGCCAAUCAUUAUCUCGCCAAAUCCGGCCAUAAACGGCUUAUCAAAGACCUCCAGCAAGAUGUGACGGAUGGUGUGCUCUUGGCUCAGAUCAUCCAGGUCGUGGCAAAUGAAAAGAUUGAAGACAUCAAUGGCUGUCCAAAGAACAGAUCGCAAAUGAUUGAAAACAUAGAUGCCUGUUUGAAUUUCCUGGCUGCUAAGGGAAUAAACAUCCAGGGACUGUCUGCAGAAGAAAUCAGGAAUGGAAACCUCAAGGCCAUUCUAGGUCUCUUCUUCAGCCUCUCCCGAUACAAGCAGCAACAGCAGCAGCCCCAGAAGCCACACAUCUCAUCCCCUCUGCCACCUGCUGGGUCUCAGGUGGCUGGGGUGCCCUCUCAGUGCCAGACUGGCACAAUUCAGCAACAGGUGCCAGCCACCCCCCAACCCCCGUGCCAGCCCCACCAGACAGCGCCACAUCAGCAAGCAAAAGCACAAGCUGAAAUGCAGUCCAGACUUCCAGGUCCUACCACAAGGGUAUCCGCUGCAGGCAGCGAGGCCAAAACACGUGGAGGGCCAUCCACUGCUAACAACCGGCGCAGCCAGAGCUUUAACAACUAUGACAAGUCCAAACCGAUCACCUCCCCACCUCCACCAACAACUAGCCAUGAAAAAGAGCCAUUGGCAAGCUUAGCCUCCUCCCAUCCAGGAAUGAGUGAAAAUGCACCUGCUUCCUUGGAGAGCAGCAGUCCCUCCACCCCUGCUAACUGCAGCACCUCCUCAGCUAUCCCCCAACCCGGUGCAGCCUCCAAGCCCUGGCGUAGCAAGUCCCUCAGUGUGAAGCACAGUGCCACGUCAUCCAUGCUGUCAGUCAAGCUGCCUGGGCCUGAGGCCUCCAGGCCCACACCUGAAGCCAUGAAGCCAGCCCCCAACAAUCAGAAGUCCAUGCUGGAAAAGCUAAAACUUUUCAACAGUAAAGGAGGCUCCAAGGCUGGUGAAGGCCCAGGAUCACGGGACACAAGCUGCGAGCGGUUGGAGAUCUUGCCCAGCUUUGAAGAGAGUGAAGAGCUGGAAGCUGCUGGCCGUGUCCUGUCCACUCCAGGCCCUGCAUCCAGCAGCCCCAAAAUUGCACUCAAGGGCAUCGCCCAGAGGACUUUUAGUCGAGCACUGACCAACAAGAAGAGCUCCCCAAAAGGCAAUGAGAAGGAGAAAGAGAAACAACAGCGAGAGAAAGAGAAGGAGAAAGGCAAGGACCUCACCAAGAGAGCCUCAGUGACGGAGAGGCUAGACCUCAAGGAGGAGACCAAGGAAGAGCUCGGUGGAGUGGCUGUGACUGAGAUGCCAAAAAAGUCCUCCAAGAUCGCCAGCUUUAUCCCCAAAGGGGGGAAGCUCAACAGUGCCAAGAAGGAGGCCACAGCCCCUUCCCACAGUGGAAUACCAAAACCGGGAAUGAAGAGCAUGCCCGGGAAGUCCCCAAGUGCCCCCGCACCUCCCAAGGAAGGAGAGCGGAGCCGGAGUGCAAAGCCAAACUCAGGGCUUCCCCCACAGAAGCCCCAGCUAGAUGGUAGGCACUCUAGCUCCUCCUCCAGCCUGGCAUCCUCAGAGGGAAAAGGCCCUGGAGGAACCACUCUGAACCACAGCAUCAGCAGCCAGACUGUCAGUGGGUCUGUAGGGACCACCCAGACCACAGGAAGCAAUACUGUCAGUGUUCAGCUACCUCAGCCACAGCAGCAAUACAACCAUCCCAACACUGCCACCGUUGCACCUUUUCUGUACAGGUCCCAGACAGACACUGAAGGAAAUGUCACUGCAGAGUCUGGCUCAGCAGGUGUGAACAUGGAGCCUAGCCACUACACCAAGAGCGGACAGCCUGCUUUGGAGGAGCUCACGGGGGAAGACCCUGAGGCUCGGCGACUACGGACUGUGAAGAACAUUGCUGAUCUACGGCAGAAUUUGGAGGAGACCAUGUCCAGUUUACGGGGAACUCAGGUUACGCACAGCACAUUGGAAACCACGUUUGACACCAACGUCACAACAGAGAUAAGUGGCCGAAGCAUCCUCAGCCUAACAGGGAGGCCCACUCCUCUGUCCUGGAGACUUGGCCAGUCCAGCCCUCGGCUCCAGGCAGGUGAUGCUCCUUCAAUGGGCAACGGGUACCCACCUCGAGCCAACGCCAGCCGGUUCAUCAGCUCUGAGUCAGGCCGCUAUGUGUACUCUGCCCCACUAAGGAGGCAGCUGGCCUCCAGAGGCAGCAGUAUCUGCCAUGUAGACGUCACAGACAAGGCCGGAGAGGAGGUGGACCUGGAAGGUAUCAGCAUGGAUGCCCCUGGCUACAUGAGCGAUGGGGAUGUGCUGAGCAAGAAUAUCAGGACCGAUGACAUUACAAGCGGGUAUAUGACUGAUGGUGGACUUGGCCUCUACACCCGUCGCCUGAACCGGCUCCCUGAUGGGAUGGCUGUUGUGCGGGAGACCCUGCAACGAAAUACCUCCCUGGGCCUUGGAGAUGCUGACAGCUGGGAUGACAGCAGCUCUGUCAGCAGUGGCAUUAGCGACACCAUAGACAACCUCAGCACGGAUGACAUCAACACCAGCUCCUCCAUCAGCUCCUAUGCCAACACACCUGCCUCCUCCCGAAAAAACCUGGACGUGCAGACCGACGCUGAGAAGCACUCCCAGGUGGAGAGGAAUUCCCUGUGGUCUGGUGAUGACGUCAAGAAAUCAGACGGAGGGUCAGACAGCGGCAUAAAGAUGGAGCCAGGUUCCAAGUGGAGGCGGAAUCCUUCUGACGUGUCAGAUGAGUCUGACAAAAGCACAUCAGGCAAGAAGAAUCCCGUCAUCUCCCAGACAGGCUCCUGGAGGCGAGGCAUGACAGCCCAGGUGGGCAUCACAAUGCCAAGGACAAAGCCAGCUACCCCAGCAGGCACACUGAAGACCUCGGGAACUGGAAAAACUGAUGAUGCCAAGGUGUCUGAGAAGGGAAGGCUUUCCCCGAAAUCUUCCCAGGUGAAGCGCUCCCCAUCAGAUGCAGGCCGCAGUAGCGGUGAUGAAUCCAAAAAGCCUCUUCCCAACAGCUCCAGAACAUCUACCACAAACACCAGUAGCUUUGGGUUCAAGAAACAGAGUGGCUCAGCAGCUGGGUUGGCCAUGAUCACAGCCAGUGGGGCCACCGUCACCAGCAGGUCAGCCACCCUAGGAAAAAUCCCAAAGUCCUCUGCUCUGGUUGGCCGGUCUACAGGCCGAAAGACCAGCAUGGAUGGCGCUCAGAACCAGGAUGAUGGGUAUUUAUCUCUCAGCUCCCGGACAAACCUACAGUACCGUAGUUUGCCAAGGCCAAGUAAGUCCAACAGCCGGAAUGGGGCUGGGAACAGGUCUAGCACCAGCAGCAUAGACUCCAACAUCAGCAGCAAGUCAGCAGGCCUGCCAGUGCCCAAGCUGAGGGAGCCUUCCAGAACAGCCCUAGGCAGUUCUCUGCCAGGUCUGGUCAACCAGACAGAUAAGGAAAAGGGGAUCUCAUCAGACAACGAGAGUGUUGCUUCUUGUAAUUCAGUGAAAGUGAACCCGGCUUCCCAGCCUCUGUCCAGCUCAACUCAAACUACUCUCCAACCAGGGACAAAGUACCCAGAUGUGGCCUCUCCCACGCUCCGCCGACUCUUUGGUGGGAAGCCUACCAAGCAAGUGCCCAUCGCCACAGCUGAAAACAUGAAAAAUUUGGUGGUCAUCUCCAAUCCUCAUGCCACCAUGACCCAGCAAGGUAACUUAGAGUCUCCUUCGGGCAGUGGUGUCCUGAGCAGUGGCAGCAGCAGUCCUCUAUACAGUAAGAAUGUGGACCUCAACCAGUCUCCUCUAGCCUCCAGCCCCAGCUCUGCCCAUUCGGGCCCUUCCAACAGCCUUACCUGGGGCACCACUGCCAGCAGUUCAUCAGCAGUGAGCAAGGAUGGCCUGGGCUUCCAGUCUGUUAGCAGCCUGCACACCAGCUGUGAAUCUAUUGACAUCUCCCUCGGCAGUGGAGGAGGCCUGAGCCACAAUUCCUCCACUGGCCUGAUCGCCUCCUCUAAGGAUGACUCCCUGACGCCCUUUGUCCGAACCAACAGUGUGAAGACCACACUGUCGGAAAGCCCUCUCUCUUCCCCUGCUGCUAGCCCUAAGUUCUGCAGAAGUACUCUGCCCAGGAAACAGGACAGUGACCCGCACCUUGAUAGGAACACUUUGCCUAAGAAAGGACUCAGGUAUACUCCCACCUCCCAGCUUCGCACACAGGAAGACGCAAAAGAAUGGUUACGGUCCCACUCUGCUGGAGGCCUACAGGACACAGCUGCCAAUUCCCCCUUUUCCUCUGGGUCCAGUGUAACUUCCCCCUCUGGGACAAGAUUCAACUUUUCCCAGCUUGCGAGUCCCACCACUGUUACCCAGAUGAGCCUGUCCAACCCAACCAUGCUGAGGACCCACAGUCUGUCCAAUGCUGAUGGGCAGUAUGACCCCUACACCGACAGCCGCUUCCGGAAUAGCUCUAUGUCCCUGGAUGAGAAAAGCAGAACCAUGAGCCGGUCAGGCUCCUUCAGGGAUGGAUUUGAAGAAGUUCAUGGAUCCUCAUUGUCCCUGGUUUCCAGCACAUCAUCCAUUUAUUCUACACCAGAAGAAAAAUGCCAGUCAGAGAUUCGCAAACUGAGGCGGGAACUGGAUGCCUCCCAGGAGAAGGUUUCAGCCUUGACUACCCAGCUGACAGCAAAUGCUCACCUUGUGGCAGCCUUUGAGCAGAGUCUUGGAAACAUGACCAUCAGACUUCAGAGUUUGACCAUGACAGCUGAGCAGAAGGAUUCAGAACUGAAUGAGUUAAGAAAAACAAUUGAGCUGCUAAAGAAACAGAACGCAGCUGCCCAGGCUGCUAUUAAUGGAGUAAUUAACACUCCAGAGCUCAACUGCAAAGGAAAUGGCCAAGCACAGUCUGCAGAUCUCCGCAUUCGCAGGCAGCAUUCCUCCGAUAGUGUCUCCAGCAUCAACAGUGCUACCAGCCACUCAAGCGUGGGCAGUAACAUAGAGAAUGAUUCAAAGAAAAAGAAGAGAAAGAACUGGUUGCGCAGCUCCUUCAAGCAAGCUUUUGGAAAGAAGAAGUCCCCCAAGUCUGCAUCCUCUCAUUCAGACAUCGAAGAGAUGACAGAUUCUUCUUUGCCUUCCUCUCCAAAGUUGCCACACAAUGGGUCCAUGGGCUCCACCCCUCUAUUGAGGAAUUCUCACUCCAAUUCACUAAUUUCGGACUGCAUAGAUAGUGAAGCUGAGACAGUCAUGCAGCUGCGAAAUGAGCUAAGAGACAAAGAGAUGAAGCUGACAGACAUUCGCCUGGAAGCUCUCAGUUCUGCACACCAGCUUGACCAGCUCCGGGAGGCCAUGAACAGGAUGCAGAGUGAAAUAGAGAAGCUGAAAGCUGAAAAUGACCGGCUGAAGUCAGAGUCUCAAGGCAGCGGCUGCAGCCGGGCUCCCUCCCAGGUGUCCAUCUCUGCCUCCCCACGGCAGUCCAUGGGCCUCUCCCAGCAUAGCCUGAACCUCACUGAGUCAACUAGCCUGGACAUGUUGCUGGAUGACACUGGUGAAUGCGCGGCUCGGAAGGAAGGAGGCAGGCAUGUUAAGAUAGUUGUCAGCUUUCAGGAGGAAAUGAAGUGGAAGGAGGAUUCCAGACCACACCUGUUUCUCAUUGGCUGUAUUGGAGUUAGUGGCAAGACGAAGUGGGAUGUGCUGGAUGGGGUGGUUAGACGGCUCUUCAAAGAAUACAUCAUUCAUGUGGACCCUGUGAGUCAGCUGGGGCUGAAUUCUGACAGUGUUCUUGGCUACAGCAUUGGGGAACUCAAGCGCAGCAAUGCUUCUGAGACCCCUGAGCUCCUUCCAUGUGGCUACCUGGUGGGGGAGAACACCACUAUCUCUGUGACAGUCCGAGGGCUUGCAGAAAACAGCCUAGACUCACUGGUAUUCGAGUCCCUGAUCCCCAAGCCCAUACUGCAGCGUUAUGUCUCCCUGCUGAUAGAGCACCGACGUAUCAUUCUGUCUGGCCCCAGUGGCACCGGGAAAACCUACCUGGCUAACCGGCUAUCAGAAUAUGUAGUGCUUCGAGAGGGACGGGAGUUGACUGACGGGGUCAUCGCCACCUUUAAUGUGGACCAUAAAUCUAGCAAGGAAUUGCGCCAGUACCUGUCCAACCUCGCCGAUCAGUGCAAUAGCGAGAACAACGCUGUGGACAUGCCCCUCGUCAUCAUCCUUGACAACCUACAUCAUGUCAGCUCCCUCGGGGAGAUCUUCAAUGGGCUACUCAACUGCAAGUACCAUAAAUGCCCUUAUAUCAUUGGCACAAUGAACCAGGCUACCUCUUCUACUCCCAACCUACAGCUUCAUCAUAACUUCAGGUGGGUGCUUUGUGCCAACCACACAGAGCCCGUGAAGGGUUUCCUUGGCCGGUUCCUGAGGAGGAAGCUCAUGGAAACGGAGAUCAGUGGGCGGGUGCGGAAUGUGGAGCUGGUAAAAAUCAUUGACUGGAUUCCCAAGGUCUGGCAUCACCUCAACCGCUUCCUGGAGGCUCACAGCUCCUCGGAUGUGACCAUCGGGCCCCGGCUUUUCCUCUCAUGCCCCAUUGAUGUGGAUGGCUCUAGAGUGUGGUUCACCGACUUGUGGAACUACUCCAUUAUCCCCUAUCUUCUGGAAGCUGUCAGAGAAGGACUCCAGCUCUAUGGAAGGCGUGCCCCCUGGGAGGAUCCUGCCAAGUGGGUGAUGGACACCUAUCCAUGGGCAGCCAGCCCACAGCAGCACGAGUGGCCUCCCCUGUUGCAGCUGCGGCCUGAGGAUGUGGGCUUUGAUGGCUACUCUGUGCCUCGAGAGGGGUCCUCAAGCAAGCAGGUGCCCCCUAGCGAUGCUGAAGGAGACCCGCUGAUGAAUAUGCUGAUGAGGCUGCAGGAGGCUGCCAACUAUUCCAGCCCCCAGAGCUACGACAGCGACUCCAACAGCAACAGCCAUCACGACGACAUCCUCGACUCAUCGUUGGAGUCCACGCUGUGACAGAGGCCCGGCUGCCGAGCCUGCGCACCUCCUCCCCUCAACCCAUUCCACAUGCAUCCUUGACAUCAUCCUGAAGAUGACUUCCUGAGCCAGCCCCCAGCCCGCAACCUCCGAGCUGCAGCAAUUCCAAGACCCCUCAAGACCCCCUCACCCCUCAGCCACUGCCUGGGUGCCAGCACCCCAGGCCAGCCACCCGGGGACCACUUCCUUCCACAGCGAGAACUGCACUAGCCUCCAUUUUCCUUUCGUCCUUGUUUUGCCUUGUUGCUGUGACCUCCCUAAGACACUGAAGAUACUUCUCGGGAAAGGAUCAUCACUGAUGAAAUGAAAAGAGAAAUGGAAUGAAAGGGUUUUGUUUUCUUUUUCUUUAUCUUUUUUAAAGAAUCCACUUGGAGCACUGAAACCAAACAGCAUCCUACCAAGAGCUUCCAGAGGCAGAAGAGACUGAAACAAAGUUGGCGAUGAAGAUAGCACAGCUUUCCCUCAGCUCAGACCCUCUUGCCUGAAUCUCAAGACCAGCACUCCACCGUCACACCCUGACGCCCUCUACCCAGCGGCUACAGAAGAACUGGUGCUAAUGAGGGCAUCGGCCUUGGACACUCAACACAAUGCGGAGCUGUGCCCCAGAGAAACCUUCAGAGAAAAUACAUCGUGCUUUUCUGUUUUAUAAACGGUGCUCUCCUUUCCUGAGAGGUAUUUGACCUGUUCCAAUUAGUCUCCUCUCUCGGGCCCAUCAGCCUGAGAUUAUCCAUGAGAAUGUGUGAAGAAGUGAGCAUGUGAGUGAGCAAGGUGCUUCUGUUUCCUUUAUGAUGUCUAAAUGAAUCAAAUUUUGUUUCUGCAGACACUGUGUAUAGUGAAAACAGUUCUUGAGAGAACUGGUUACCCUUGAAAAUGUAGUUGAAUUUCUUCCUUUCUGACUCAUUGGUUUUGAAGACCUUCCCUCUCUUCCAUCCUCUAACCCCCACCUUGGUCAGAAUCAAUCCUUUGGUGAAAGUGAGAGCCCUAGGAGUUGAGUUUUGGUUUGGUACUGCUAUAUUUUGGUUUUUAGUUGUCCAUCUUCUCAGUCCUACACCCUCCCCUCCUCUUACUGGGGCUGGGGAUAUUUGUGUCCUUUCAAAUGGAUGAGGACUGGUCCUCCUCUGUGGGUGAGCCACAGACCUUGCCUUUCCUUCUCGUCUUUUGAGGGCUGAGAACGCACUUGGCCUCCAGGUCCCCAGCCCCAGCUUCAGGCGGGGUGGUGAGGUCACCUUGCAAAAGACUUGCACUUUCUUCAGAACCAACAUGGCGCAGCUCAGAAAGGGAGGGUGGCCAUUCCCUCCUGGAAGUCCAGCCCUGCCCUCCGUCCUGAUGAGCCUUGCCUGACCUCUUCGGUGCUGACCUUCCCAAAGCGAUGCCUUACUGGUUUUGUACUCACCGUGUUCAUUCACAUGAGUGUUGUGCCUGCCUGGGGUUGUGUGUGUGUGUGUGUGUGUGUGUGUGUGUGUGUGUGUGUGUGUGUGUGUGUUCCCCAUCAAAGCAAACAGGGCUAAAAAGUCAUCUGUUCAUAAGAACUCAAGUUGCUGUGAUUUCUCAUCCAAAAGACUCAUCUGUGUGGAUGCGUGACCAUGGGAAAAAGAAAAUGAAAAAGAAAAAAAAAAAAGACCCGUUUUUUUUUUUUUUUAAAGAUUUUUGUCAUUUCUCCAGCUAACUACCUGACUGGACAGUGAUCUGUCUCAUGCAGGAAAAGGCGAAAGUUCCUACAAAUCCACAUGACCCAUUCCCUAACAGAAACCCAAUCUGCUGUGUCUUCAACAUUCUGGUGUUUUCCUUACUGAGUGUACUACAACUUUGAGUUGUUUAUUUCUGUUUUAUGAAGAGAAUCUUUAUCAGGCCCCAGUAAAGGAUUCUAUUAAUGAUCAGGGUUUUUACUCUAUCUUUUGAAUUUCCAUUACUGAAGAUUUGUCUCAGCAUUUUUGUUUCUUAGCAUAAGAGCUUGACCCGAAACUGCCCACUUCACUUGGAAUGGCACCAAGUUCUCUCCUUGGAAAGGGACCCAGGAUGUGUCCCUUUAACUGGUGAAUAGAAAACUUUUCACCAUGGUCCCCUGCUCACAUCUCUGUAGACUCACUCUCCUGCUCAGCCUUCCUGACUCAUCUGGGUGUGAAUGUGUCUUGUUCUGUUAAGGCAUAUAUUUAGCCUAUGACUGGAAGGACCAUACCCAAAGCCUUCAGGUAACCCCAAAGGGUGGCUCUUCUCAGUCUGUCUCCCAAGCAAUGAUCUUACAGCCUCAUAUUGUGAAUUUGGGAGGAGGUAAAAUUGACUUCCUCAUCGGCAGUUUUUCCAGUCACCUUGUGACUGCCAAUGUUGUUUGAAUUUUUUUUUCAAUGACACCCCACCCCCCUCCCAAUUCCCAGACUUCCUCCCCCUGGGUCCUGGUGCUUCCUCAUAGGUGAACAGUGACGUCAGGUGGCAUAGUCCUGUGUCAGUCACAGAUCAGUGUCCUUCCCACGGUUUCAGGGAGCAGGGUUGUCUAAUAUGCACAUUUCUUAUUUGAUCAUAUUUUUACUUUAGUGUCAUCUUUGACAAAGUGAUUAUGUACUCAUUUAGAGCUCUGUCUCAAAUGCUUCCAUUUGCCUUUUUCUACAGUUAGGCGAAUGUUGAAAUGUAUGAAAUUCUAUGCAACAUUUAUGCUGAGUUAUUGAUGGAAACCAAAAGUUUUUUUUUCUUUCCUCAAACUAACAACAAUUAUACAGGCCAUAAAUGAGAUAGGGAAAUAUCUUUUUAAUUUUAGGGUUAGGGGUGGGGUAGGGGUAGAAUAAGGAGCAAGACUUGCCUAGACCUCCGUUGUGUCUUGAAGACAUUUUUUUUUUAUUUCUUCAAAUUCUGUGUAUUCAAAUUUGAUUGAGGCAAAUCUACUUCAAAAGGAAAAAUAAUCCAACUUUGUGGAUAUUGAAUGGAAAGUUUGCUGUUUUGACCUAGUCGUUUCCAGUGGAGCAGUUUAUGAAAUAUGUUCUAUAAGAUGUACAUUUUUCAUUGUAACAUAGAAAUUGUAAAUAAUCGAUUAAAGUGCUGCAUUUUGAUGAAUUUUUUCUAGCCAUUUUUAAAGAGAAAACUAGGAAUUGAGUAUUUUGUGUACGGUAUGUCUCCAUCUUCCCUCUCCCCUUCUUCCUACCUUCACUUCCUUCCUAUUUAAUUUCAUUGGUCAUGAGGUUUUGGAUUUGCCAAUGAUCUGCUGGAGAUCAUACCCCACGUCAUAGAGAAUAAAGCUGAUGAUUGUACCAGUCUUAAAUUAUUCAUGAUUCAAUAAAAUUGAUGCUUAUUUAUUCAGA
Molecule: messenger RNA, 11373 nt
Organism: Perognathus longimembris pacificus (Pacific pocket mouse)
Lineage: Eukaryota; Metazoa; Chordata; Mammalia; Rodentia; Heteromyidae
Gene: Nav2
Product: neuron navigator 2
Exons: 38
Coding region: 785-8065 (2426 amino acids)
Biological process (GO): neurogenesis; nervous system development
Molecular function (GO): protein binding; ATP hydrolysis activity
Source: RefSeq, a predicted model, not a curated record